Molecule: messenger RNA, 1077 nt
Organism: Aspergillus chevalieri
Lineage: Eukaryota; Fungi; Ascomycota; Eurotiomycetes; Eurotiales; Aspergillaceae
Product: guanine nucleotide exchange factor SDO1
Exons: 2
Coding region: 1-1077 (358 amino acids)
Biological process (GO): ribosome biogenesis
Source: RefSeq, a predicted model, not a curated record
AUGCCUAUCAAUCAACCCUCCAACCAGAUCAAAUUCACUAACGUCUCAGUCGUGCGACUCAAGAAGGGCAAAAAACGCUUCGAACUAGCCUGCUACAAAAACAAACUCCUCGAAUACCGCUCCGGCGCCGAAAAAGAUCUCGACAAUGUCCUCCAAGUCCCCACAAUCUUCCUCUCCGUCUCAAAAGCCCAAACCGCGCCCUCCGCCGAACUAGCAAAAUCAUUCGGCCCCGACAUCCCCCAAGACGAAAUCCGGCAAGAAAUCCUCCGCAAAGGCGAAGUCCAGGUCGGCGAGCGCGAGCGCAAAGAGAUCCAAGAGCGCGUCGAGAAGGAGAUGCUGGAUAUUGUCUCGGGGAGGUUAGUCGAUCCAGGGACGAAGAGGGUUUAUACGUCGGGGAUGAUUUCGAAGGCGCUGGAUCAGUUGAGUUCGGCGAGUGGGCAGCAGGCGCAGGCGCAGAGUGCGGAGGCUGAGAGUGCGAGUGAGGAGGGGAGGCCACAGCAGCCGCGGAAACCGUUGUGGAGGGGCGUGGAUCCGAAUAAGUCGGCGAAGAGUCAGGCGUUGGAAGCUAUGAAGGCGCUUAUUGCGUGGCAGCCGAUUCCUGUUAUGCGGGCUCGUAUGCGUCUACGGAUUACUUGUCCUGUGAACCUGCUCAAACAGGCUAUCAAAGCUGCCCCUGGGGCCGCCAAUGGCGGCGCAAACAAGAAAGAGGAACCAUCUAACGGUGGGGGACCAUCGAAACCCAAAAAUAAGAAAGGCGGGAAGGGCAACAAGAAAUCACGGAAGGGCGAUUCAGACGAUGAACUCGAUGCACCCGCACCACCUGCAAAGGAAUCGAAACAAUCCGCAAAAGACUCCGACGCAGAAACACCAACAAAAACACCCGGCACAGUCAAGGACAAGAUCCUAAGCUACAUCGAAUCCGUCGAAACACAAGAAGUUGUCGGCGGAGAUGAAUGGGAAGUCGUGGGGUUUGCGGAUCCGGGAGCUUACAAGGGUUUGAAUGAGUUUGUGGGCAACGAGACUCGUGGUAGAGGUAGGGUGGAGGUUCUGGAUAUGACAGUUACGCAGGAGGAGUAG